Messenger RNA from Dryobates pubescens (Downy woodpecker), 3043 nucleotides. It is a transcript of the gene SLC26A1, whose product is annotated as solute carrier family 26 member 1. NCBI's taxonomy places the organism in Eukaryota, Metazoa, Chordata, Aves, Piciformes, Picidae. Gene Ontology annotation, molecular function: chloride transmembrane transporter activity; secondary active sulfate transmembrane transporter activity; oxalate transmembrane transporter activity. Gene Ontology annotation, cellular component: membrane. Gene Ontology annotation, biological process: transmembrane transport. The record is from RefSeq and is a predicted model, not a curated record. The coding region runs from base 316 to 2451 and encodes 711 amino acids. The transcript has 3 exons.
CUCAGCAUAAUUUUUGGAUCAGCGUUGGUUAAUUAAUAAUCUUGUGCUUCACUUGAACUCAACUCUUCAGUGAGUGCUGCAUAUAUAUUCAAGUUUUCAGAGCAGUGCAAAUGACAACACACUACCAAGCAGCAAGCUCAAGAUUACACAAGUACUCAUUCUUCCCUUGGGGAAUGUUUAGCUAAUAAUUAUCCUUUAUGCAAAUAUAGUAAUGCCUGACUGAAGACUUUCAUUCAUUCCAAUGUGCAGAACCAGAGCUGAACAUUCCUGUCAAAAAGCUAUCCAGGACACAUACAUGAAGUAGACACUGAGAUAAUGGAAAGACUUGAGGCCACCAGGAUGGAAAACACCACAUCUUCCUAUUUUCUCUUGGAAAGAAAGACUCAUGUCAAGAUUAGUAGGAAAGAAGUCGUGCUAGCUAAGAUGAGGAAGAGCUGCACUUUCACCCCAAAGAAGCUUAAGAACUUUGUCAUGGACUUCUUCCCUGUUUUACAAUGGCUUCCCAAGUACCAGUGCAAACAGUAUAUUUGGGGGGAUGUUAUGUCUGGUUUAGUGAUUGGGAUCAUUUUGGUGCCCCAAGCAAUUGCAUACUCACUCCUAGCAGGUCUAAAGCCUAUUUAUAGUCUUUACACAUCAUUCUUUGCCAACAUCAUCUAUUUCUUAAUGGGCACAUCCCGACAUGUCUCGGUUGGCAUUUUCAGCUUGAUAAGCUUAAUGGUAGGACAAGUUGUGGACCGAGAACUUCUCUUGGCUGGGUUUGACUUGAAUGAUGAUGUAUCCCCAGCCUCAGCCGACGGCUCUCUGCAAAAUGACAGUCAGUUCAACACGACUGCCUUCAACUUUACAACCACGGGGAUGAACACUGAGUGUGGGAAAGAAUGCUACGCCAUUGGCGUUGCUACAGCCUUGACAUUUGUAGCUGGAGUGUAUCAGGUUCUAAUGGGAAUCUUUCGUCUGGGUUUUGUAUCUAUGUACCUAUCUGAGUCUGUUCUAGAUGGCUUUGCAACUGGUGCUUCCUUAACCAUUUUAACAGCUCAAGUGAAGUAUCUGAUUGGAAUAAAAAUCCCACGGAGCCAAGGGCAUGGGAUGCUUGUUAUUACCUGGAUUAAUAUUUUCCGGAAUAUUUCUCAGGCCAACCUUUGUGAUGUCAUCACAAGUGCCAUUUGUAUUGUUGUGUUGGUCACUGCUAAGGAACUGGGAGAUCGGUAUAAGCAUAAGCUGAAAUUUCCUCUUCCCACAGAGCUGGUAGUUAUUGUUGUGGCAACACUGGUAUCACACUAUGGGAAGUUAAAUGAAGUCUAUGCAUCCAGUGUUUCUGGAGCUAUUCCAACAGGAUUUAUUCCCCCCAAGGUACCACAUUUCAACUUAAUGCUUCGAGUUGCUGUAGAUGCUUUGCCUCUUGCCAUAGUCAGCUUUGUCUUCACUGUAUCCCUUUCUGAAAUGUGUGCAAAGAAAUAUGCUUACACCAUCCGAGCCAAUCAGGAAAUGUUUGCUGUGGGAUUCUGCAACAUCAUUCCUUCUUUCUUCCACUCUUUUGCUACCAGUGCAGCUCUGGCAAAAACACUUGUCAAAACAUCUACUGGCUGCCAGACUCAAGUCUCUGGAGUAAUUAGUGCAAUGGUGGUUUUGCUGGUGCUGCUUUUCUUGGCACCUCUCUUCUACUCCUUGCAGAAGUGUGUCCUGGCUUGUAUCAUCAUUGUCAGCCUCCGAGGAGCCCUGAGGAAGUUCCGAGAUGUGCCAGCACGGUACCAGGUGAAUAAGGUGGACACACUUGUUUGGGUUGUUACUAUGUCUGCCUCUGCCUUGAUCAGCACAGAAAUAGGGCUGUUGGUUGGCAUUGUUUUCUCCAUGUUGUGCAUCAUUGUUCGGACACAGCGGCCACGGACAGCCCUGCUUGGUCAGAUCCAAGACACCAGCUUUUAUGAGGAUGACUUUGAAUAUGAAAAUCUCUCUUCUGUUCCAAAGGUCAAAAUAUUCCGUUUUGAGGCCCCACUUUACUAUGCAAAUAGAAACUACUUCCUCAAGUCUCUGCACAGAUUGACUAACUUAGAUCCUAAUGUAGAAGCUGCUAGAAGGAAGAAAUACAACAAGGAAAAGCAGCAUCUGAAAAAGGGAGAUCAUACAACUGCUAACGGACUUGGCAUCAGAGAAACCACUCUGCAGCUAGUUCCUAAGCAAAUUGAUUUCCAAGCCCUUGUUUUAGAUUGCUCUUCCAUCUCAUUUUUGGACACCACUGGAGUUAAUACUCUAAAGGAAAUCCUGAAAGACUACAAGGACUUAAACAUUUCUGUUCUCCUGGCUUGCUGCAAUCCCUCAGUGAUAGACUCUCUGCAAAGCGGAGGUUACUUUGGGAAAGAUUUUGCAAGUAUGAAAGAAAUGCUCUUCUACAGUAUACAUAAUGCUGUGCAAUUUGCAAAAGACCAAAAGCUUUCAGAAGAUUGCUCCGUUUAAUCCUGUACCUUCCUCGACAAAUCAUUACUACAAAAAUGACAUAGGAGAAGGAACAUUUUGUAGUAAUUAAAUUAUCAGACACACUGUUGGCUGUGUACAGCAACUGGCCUACAAGCCAUUCUUCCCUGAAGAGUUCUGCUGGUUGUCAGAUGCCACAUAAAACAGCCACUGGGGAUACAGACCAGGACCAGGAACAGGUUAGAUUACCUGCACCCUCACUGUAAAAUGCAGGUGAUGUGCAAUAGGGAAGUUUGAGAUUGACUUUCCCCUUGUAGCAUGAUCAUGUGUGACCCAACAUAUAUAGCAUGAAACUGUUGUGCUGGAAAGUCUGCCCAGCGUCCACUGACUCUCCCAGUGUCUUAACAGCUGGUUUCUGUUAAUAAGGCUAAAACAUCCCUGUGAAAAUGCAACCAAUUUAGCAUCUUGGUCACAUAGCAGUUUAAAUUCUAGCUUUCAAUGCCCAGUCCCUUCCAUCAUUCUAGGUUUGCUCCUAAACAACUCCCACUAUGCGCACACAAAUAAAUGUAUCAAAUAUUGCGGAAUGUAGCAGGGCUCUCCACCUUGAUUACAUAGGCAUAAUGACACAAAUUCU